Molecule: messenger RNA, 2283 nt
Organism: Arabis nemorensis
Lineage: Eukaryota; Viridiplantae; Streptophyta; Magnoliopsida; Brassicales; Brassicaceae
Source: the annotation of a GenBank genome assembly
AUGGCUACACUAAACGAUAUCGGAGUAGCAACAGCGAUCAACAUACUAACCGCAUUCGCGUUCUUCAUCGCCUUUGCGAUACUUAGGCUUCAACCUGUUAAUGACAGAGUCUAUUUCCCUAAAUGGUAUCUCAAGGGUUUAAGGAGUAGCCCUAUUCAAUCAGGUGGCUUCGUUAGCAAGUUUGUCAAUUUGGAUUUUCGAUCUUACGUUCGAUUCUUGAAUUGGAUGCCUCAAGCACUUAGAAUGCCUGAGCCUGAGCUCACUGAUCAUGCUGGUUUGGAUUCUGUUGUCUACUUGAGGAUUUACUUACUCGGGUUGAAGAUCUUUUUCCCAAUAGCAUGUCUAGCUUUCACUGUAAUGGUGCCGGUUAAUUGGACUAACUCCACAUUGGAUAAGUUACAGAAUCUGACUUUCAGUGACAUUGAUAAACUCUCUAUAUCAAAUAUACCGAAUGGAUCAUCGAGGUUUUGGGUGCAUUUGUGUAUGGCUUAUGCUAUUACUUUCUGGACUUGCUUUGUCCUGAAACGAGAGUACAAGAUUAUCGGUUCCAUGAGGCUACAGUUUCUUGCAUCCGAGCAAAGGAGACCUGACCAGUUUACUGUCCUGGUGAGGAACAUUCCUCCAGAUCCUGAUGAAUCAGUCAGUGAGCUUGUUGAACAUUUCUUUAAGGUCAACCAUCCAGACUACUACCUCACUUACCAGGCGGUCUACAACGCGAACAAACUUUCUGAAUUGGUUCAGAAGAGAAAAAAUUUGCAGAAUUGGCUUGAUUACUAUGAAAACAAACAGUCUAGGAAUCCAUCUAAAAGGCCUGUAAUAAAGACAGGUGUUCUUGGCUGUUGGGGUGUAGAAGUUGAUGCAAUCGAUCACUACACGGAAAAAAUCGAGGGUCUAACGAGAAAAAUAAGCGUAGAGAAGGAGACGGUAAUGAGCAGCACAAAAUCGCUCGUGCCCGCAGCUUUUGUAUCCUUCAAAAGGCGUUGGGGAGCAGUUGUUUGCUCUCAAACUCAACAGUCAAGAAAUCCGACAGAGUGGCUAACCGAGUGGGCACCAGAACCCCGUGAUAUCUACUGGGACAAUCUAGCAUUACCAUAUGUUCAACUUACAAUCCGAAGACUAGUAAUAGCCGUCGCUUUCUUCUUCCUCACUUUCUUCUUCAUGAUUCCCAUAGCAUUUGUGCAGACACUUGCCAACAUCGAAGGCAUCGAAAAGGCUGUGCCUUUCUUGAAACCUCUCAUCGAAAUGAAGACGAUAAAGUCAUUCAUCCAAGGUUUCCUUCCGGGUAUCGCAUUGAAGAUAUUUCUCAUUGUCCUCCCAAGUAUACUGAUGCUAAUGUCGAAAUUCGAAGGUUUCAUAAGUAAAUCUUCGUUAGAAAGACGAUGCGCGAGCAGAUACUACAUGUUCCAGUUCAUCAACGUUUUCCUCUGUAGCAUAAUCGCCGGUACCGCGCUUCAACAGCUUAACAGCUUCUUAAACCAAUCUGCAACCGAAAUCCCCAAGACGAUCGGUGUGUCAAUACCGAUGAAAGCCACUUUCUUUAUAACCUACAUAAUGGUGGACGGAUGGGCCGGUGUUGCGGGAGAGAUACUGAGGUUGAAGCCAUUGAUAAUCUAUCAUCUCAAAAACUCCUUCCUUGUGAAAACAGAGAAAGACAGAGAAGAAGCAAUGGAUCCAGGAACCUUAGGAUUCAAUACCGGUGAACCACAAAUACAACUCUACUUCAUUCUCGGUCUAGUUUACGCCGCUGUUAGCCCCAUUCUCCUUCCUUUUAUCCUCGUCUUCUUCGCCUUAGCUUACGUGGUUUACCGUCAUCAGAUUAUAAAUGUGUAUAACCAAGAGUAUGAGAGUGCUGGAUCAUUCUGGCCUGAUGUUCAUAGACGUGUAGUGAUUGCUCUGAUCGUAUCUCAGCUUCUUUUGAUGGGAUUACUUAGCACGAAACGAGCUUCUCGUUCGACUCCAUUGCUUUUUAUACUUCCUGUGUUAACCAUUGGGUUCCACAAAUUCUGCAAAGGACGUUACGAACCUGUCUUUGUCAGAUACCCAUUACAGGAUGCAAUGGUUAAAGAUACGUUGGAACGCACCAAGGAACCGAAUUUGAACUUGAAAACGUUUCUUCAAAACGCUUAUGCACACCCGGUGUUUAAGGCCGCGGAUGAUCUAGAGAAUGAGAUGGUUGUGGAGGAGCCGGCGCCUGAUCGGACGCCGGAUUUAGUGGCGACUAAACGCAGCUCAAGGAGGUUUCAUAGUGGCAAUGUUAUGGAAGAAAUUUUCCAUCUUCAUUAA